This is a messenger RNA of Eucalyptus grandis, 1105 nucleotides long. RefSeq names its product elongation of fatty acids protein 3-like. The record is from RefSeq and is a predicted model, not a curated record. Gene Ontology annotation, biological process: very long-chain fatty acid biosynthetic process; fatty acid elongation, saturated fatty acid; fatty acid elongation, polyunsaturated fatty acid. Lineage: Eukaryota; Viridiplantae; Streptophyta; Magnoliopsida; Myrtales; Myrtaceae. Gene Ontology annotation, cellular component: endoplasmic reticulum membrane. Gene Ontology annotation, molecular function: fatty acid elongase activity.
GACGUCCCAAGAUCUGCCGAUGUCAUUUCCUCCGCCCACAGUGGCCGCCGCCGGCUAUGGCGGCGCUGGGAGCCUCGCGCAUGGCAUGAGCUCCAUUUUUACCACCGUCCAAUACUGGCUCGUGAACCACCCCAAGAUCAUCAACUUCUCUUGGAAACAAGAACACACCUUUGGCUCCUCCCAUCUCUUCCUUGCCCUCACCGUCCUCUCCUACCUCGCCUUCACUUCGCUCCUCAACUACGCCCAGCUCUCAGUCAAGCCGCAGCUCCUCCGAGCCAUCACAGCCGUCCACAACCUCGUCCUCUUAACCCUGUCCCUCACCAUGGCCGUCGGAUGCGUCCUCUCCAGCAUCUCCCACGCUCCGAGCCUCCACUGGAUCACGUGCUUCCCCAAGAACACGCCACCCUCCGGCCCGAUCUUCUUCUGGGCCUACGUCUUCUAUUUAUCCAAGAUUCUCGAGUUCGUGGACACCCUCUUGAUCAUACUCAGCGGGUCCACCAGGCGGCUCUCGUUCCUCCACGUGUACCACCAUGCGACGGUGGUGAUCAUGUGCUACGUGUGGUUGAACACUUCGCAGUCUUUCUUUCCCGUGGGUCUGACCGUCAACUCCUCGGUGCACGUGUUGAUGUACGCCUACUAUUUCUUGUGCUCGGUGGUGCGUCCAAAGUGGAAGAAGCUCGUGACCAACUGUCAGAUUGUGCAGUUCUGGUUCAGUUUCUUGGCUUUCGGUUUGGUGCUGUGUUGCCAUUUCACCGGGCCAGGCUGCUCUGGGAUUCUGGGUUGGUGUUUCAACAUCAUGUUCUGCGCUUCGCUUUUGGUUCUCUUCAUUGACUUCUACACCAAGAACUACGUCAAAUUGAAGGCAAAAGGUGCUUAAUCAGAAGCACGUGAGGGGAUACAUAGAGAACUUCAUAAGGACUUUCCAAUUCUCUCUGUUUUUCUGUGCUUUCUCUCUCUUAUUCAUGGUUCUGAAAGUUUCGGCUCAAGAAAAUAAAAGGUACCAACAAAGAUUGUUCCAGUAUCAGCAUGUAAACGUGAAGACAUGAAGGUUAGGGCAUGCAGUUUGAUUCCACAUUUCCUAGAGUCGCGUGGCUAGCAGAUACAU